AUAAUCGCCGCCUCCUACUGCCACCGCGCGUGCGCGAGCUCGGGCCUUCCACCCGCGCCAACCCACCCAGGCACCCAGCAGCCUCUCCCGCUUCGUUUCCCCCGUCGCUUGGCGCCGAAUCCAACCCACCACCCGAGCCAGCGCGUCGUCGUCCCCGCUCCGGCUCCGCUCCUCCGGCCGUGCCAGGCUUGCCAGCCCACGGCCUCGGGGAGACCAAAAUAGAAACUUCCGCUGGUAGGUCGCCCCCGCUUUACCCCACCCCCACCCCGCGCACGCCUCCCCUGCCCCGGGCAAAACUGCCGCCCUCCCUCCCCCCUCCCCCUCCCCCAUCCGGCUCGCCCUUCCCCCUCCCCGCUCUUUCUGUGAGGAGGGAAGAGAGGCGGAUGCCGAGGCCACGGGGCUCGCGCGCCGCAAGCAUGACGCCGCUCGGGGGGCAGGUGAGGUAGCGCGCGGUUUUAAAUCGCCCCGCGCCUGCCAUCUCGCCAUACUUUAGUCGUAGAAAGAGCUGCCUGCGGACAUGGGUUCCAGCCUCAAGUACCGGUCGGGGCUGUGCCUGAUUGUCGCCGUCGUGCUGAUCUGGGUCAUCUCCGCGGAGGUCACGCAGGGGAUAUUCACAAAGUACAAACAUCCGUUCGCAAUUACUUACUUGGGGGCCUCCCUUAUGGUCAUAUAUCUCCCUUUGUCAUUUCUAAAAGACUUUAUAUACAAUUCAAUGAGACAGCAUUCUGGAAACACCAGUGCUUCAAAAGUCACAAGCAAAUCUUCCUUUGGCGGUAGUGCCCCAUUGAAGAAUGGUGAAUUUCAGAAGAUGUUGGAAAUGGAGUCACAGAAAACUAUAGUGAUUCCUGUAGUAGAAGAGACAAAACCACUUAUUUAUGGAAUCACUGAAAUUAAUGAUGGCAUCCUGAACGAGAAGCAGCUUUCUUCUAAGGAAAUUGCAACUUAUGGACUGUACCUUUGCCCCUUAUGGUUUGUGACAGAGUAUUUAUCGAAUGCAGCGCUUGCAAGAACUAGUGUUGCGAGUACUACUGUACUGUCUUCAACUUCGGGACUCUUCACUCUUUUCAUUGGUGUUUUACUUGGACAAGACUCCAUAAAUCCUGCAAAAAUUAUUGCUGUUUUCAUUAGCAUGGCUGGUGUCGUUAUGACAACUAUGGGCCAGACUUGGGCAUCUGAUGAAUCAGAAGUAGGCAAAUCUGGGGAUACACAGAGGACUCUUCUAGGUGAUAUGUUUGGUCUUAUGUCAGCGAUCUCAUAUGGUCUUUUUACUGUGCUUCUCAAAAAAUUUUGUGGAGAGGAAGGAGAAAAGGUCGAUGUCCAAAAACUGUUUGGCUAUCUUGGACUUUUUAGUCUUGUUGCUCUCUGGUGGCUUGUCUGGCCAUUAACAGCACUAGGCAUUGAACCAAAGUUUUCAAUGCCCCACUCAGCUAAAGUUGAUGAAGUGGUGGUGGCAAAUGGCCUAAUCGGAAGUGUAUUAUCAGACUACUUCUGGGCUCUUUCUGUUGUUUGGACUACUCCCUUGGUGGCCACCUUAGGCAUGUCUCUCACAAUUCCACUAGCAAUGGUUGCUGAUAUGAUCAUUCAUGGCCGCCACUAUUCAGCAGUUUAUAUUCUUGGAUCUGUCCAGGUGUUUUCAGGCUUCGUUAUUGCAAACCUCGCAGAUCGCUUUUCACGUUCUCUAGGGCUAUAGCUUCAUGAAAUAAAACAGGUUCUUACAAGAGUGUAAAUGUGGAAGGUCAAAGCUUGGGUUGGUUAGGCAAAGGCUCCAGAAAACUCUGGUCUCUAGUUUCAUGUGGAUUGGGAAAUACCAGUAGCACCUCUUUUCCCUUUGCCCUACGGGGAUGGUGAAUUUUGCCGCGAUGAAUAGUGAAAGCCAGCAGAUCAAGAAAGAUACAGUAUGUUGUAGCAACCCUUCACAACUGUAAAUUCUCUCACUACAGAGCGCUUGUCGAUGUAUACUACGUGGUUCUUGGCCAUGUCCAGACUCUGCAUUCUUG
Messenger RNA from Panicum hallii, 1997 nucleotides. RefSeq lists its product as uncharacterized. NCBI's taxonomy places the organism in Eukaryota, Viridiplantae, Streptophyta, Magnoliopsida, Poales, Poaceae. Gene Ontology annotation, cellular component: membrane. Bases 518 to 1690 code for a protein of 390 amino acids. The record is from RefSeq and is a predicted model, not a curated record. The transcript has 8 exons. Gene Ontology annotation, biological process: regulation of peptide transport.